GCAGCUGAGGAGCUUUUGACAGAUCUGGUCACGUGAGCUGGUCGAGUUGAUCAUCAUGCUAAGUUUAUUAAUGUUACCGCUGGCCAUAAUGACUGCUGUGAUGGCAACCGGCGGCAACAAACAGUCCGCACAAACUACGGUAAGCUCGUAUAGAAAACUUUACAUAAAUUUUUUUCAAGGGCGUAGCAUGAGAUUUUGUAGCUGUACUUACGCGGGGAAGAAAAGUUGUAGUGCCAAAGGCGGCCCACUGUAGGGAGAUCUGGGGGUGUGCUACCCCAGAUCUUUUAAAAUUUAGGGUCUUGGAAAUGCCACUUCCAUUGUUUUCUGCAGGAUAUUUUCAGUAAAAUUUAUACUUAGGAAAAUGCAAUCAGUUGUGUAUUUUUCCAAUCUCCAGUGUUGUCGGUAAGGUACAGUGUUUACGGGAAAAAAGGCUAGUGACGUCAUCAGAAUUAUGGGAUAAUAAAAUGAUAAACGAAAUACUAACACAUAGACACCAAUCAGUAGUGGCGAAAAAUGUUUCAUUCACUCCGAUAUAAUGAUAAAAAAAAAUGCUUUUUCAGGAAAUAAAAAUAUAUUUUUAUUAUACCGAGUCAUUUGACAUGAGAUAAUGUUCCUUAGCGCGACCGAGAGCUGUACGUGGCGGCGUGCUCGUUUUCUGAAGAGUUUCGUAAUCAAAGACUGACUCAAAUUUGGUUGGAGUAAAUUUGGCUACUAAAGGUGACGAACUUUAUUCUCAAGAUCUGCCAAUAUACCAUACACAAAUAUCUCUUCAGCAAAGGUGUGGAAAAAAACCGCCACCAAAUAGGUCGAUACAGUUACACAAAGUAAAUAAUCAGAGCACAGGCAGGCAGCAGGGGAGGUGGUGGAAAAUUGCGAGAAUUCAGUUCCAGCCAACUGAUGUGCACUGUUGUGAUAGUGAGCAGUCUAAAGGGGCGAGCACAUAGUAAAGCACGGUUAAGAACUAUUGUCACCUGGAACGACCUAGAUUCUAAUUGGUUAGAAACCAGAUACGCUCCAUACCUGCCGCCUGAGCCUCAGGUCCCUUGUCUAAGUAAAUGCCUUGUCAUAAAAUCCCAUUAUGAUGACCUCUUAAUGGUUUCUUUUUUCCCCCUAUACAUGUACGCAGGGGCGUACGUGAGUAUAUGGACGCGAAGUCGCUACGCCCCUGACAUUUGACAAUAGGGAGCUUAAGCAACGACGACGGCGACGUCAACGAGAACGGCAAAAAAGCAAUAGGUUUGUUUUGGCAAAACAACAACUCUGCACGUGCAUCACGCUUUUUUCAACAUUUCUUUGCCGUCACUACACGACCACGACUUGAAAAUGCCUAAUGUCACGCUUGUGGAGGACUUGAAGACAAGACAAGGACUUUCUCGAUCUUUCUUUUCCUGACCUUCGGUACAGAGUUUUAGAGUGAAACUCCAGAAAUCGUUGCCAACAUUUGACGAAAUAAACGAGAUGAAACAAGAGCAAUAAAGUUUAACUAAUCGCGACCUUACUUCAUUUUCGCAGCCGUCGCCGUCGUUAUUAGGGACCUUAAGAUCCGAGGACGGCAACGGCACAGAAAACGUCGCUGAAAAAGUGAAUUCGUGUUCUUUCAAUUUUCAUCGUGAUUACUCCAGGUCACUAACUUUUUCCAAUGUAGGUGAACCCUCCUAAAGUUGAAUUCCUAAGAGCCAUAUCCAAGUGCAGAAAGAUAGAGGAAAUUUCGUCGUCGCUUGUGUCUUCUUCUGUACAACGUGAAAUUAGGCAUUUUCACCUCGUAGUCGUGCAGUGAAGGCAAAGAAAUGUACAAAAAAGCGUGAUGCACUUGCAAAAUUGUUGUUUUGCUAAUUAAACCUAUUGCUUUUGUGGCGUUCCCGUUGCCGUCGCCGUCCUUGGAUCUUAAGGUCCCUAUUGCUUAAGCUCCUUAAUAAAGCUAUGAGAGGGGAAGAUAAAACCUAUUUAAGAAGCAGGCAGGAAAAGCGAACACAUGAAAAUGGUAAAUUCCACUUUUACUGAAUCUGAGACCUUAGGAAAUUCAAAGUUUCAGUUGAAAGUUCGUUGGAGAAGCAUUUUUUUUUUAGAUAAGGUAAGCUAUAGCUGUUUCUACUAAAAGUACGUACACAUAAAGGCUUUUCUGCCUUUCAGCUUUUUGCAAACUAAACCUGAGUACAAUCAGGAUUAAUCAGUCGAAGGAUAACAUACACAUGUAUUUUUAAUAAUUUUAAAUAUUUUCUUGUUUAAAAAUAGCAGUCUCCAUCGUUUUGUUAUGGUGGUUGUGGCCUUCCUGGCGUGCCCGGCAAGCAUGGUACUCCUGGGGCACCAGGCCGCGUCGGACGUGAUGGACGUGAUGGCCGUGAUGGAGCUAAAGGUGAUCAAGGAUUGCAGGGGAAGACUGGACCUCAGGGACCUCCUGGUGAUAAGGGACCUGCUGGUGCAAAGGGAAAAGAAGGGGCUAAAGGAGAACCUGGAGCCCAGGGUCCUCCCGGUCAAAUAUGGGAACUUAGCCCGAUGCCCUUUAAGAACUGGAAAGAAUGUGUCUGGAAAAACUUGAAUGAUAAUAGGGACAGUGGUCUUGUCAAGGUGAGUCGUGUAUUUGCGAUUGAUCGGCAUAAAAUUAUCAAAUUUGCACCCAACAUAGAGCAUGCAGCAGCCAUUUUCCGAAAAUCCUUUUGAUUGCCAGUGCAGAUACCAACAAACAGCUAUUGGCUUCUGGCAUGCUCUCUUAUAAAACCACAUCCUCUAUAUAGCGUCCUAGUUACACACGUAGGCUUGUAUAAAUUCUGUGGGCAGAAUUUCGAGCGCAUAAGGCACUCUUUCGAGCAUUAUCAACAGUUGGUUAUUAUCAAAACUUUUAAAAAAUAGUGAAAAUAGUAAUUGCAAAAUAAGAUUAACAUAGGAUUAAAAAAAUACUGUUUCAACUAAUCCGAGCAAAACCAGGCGAUGAAUAGCCUGCGUAGCAGAUGUUUGAAAGGGUGGGGGAGCGGAAUUCCGGGCGCGCGAUAAUCGCGAAAGUCAGUCCCCCGUGCGCGGUCUCGCUCCCAAAUUCCCUUCCACUUCACUUACGAACGCCUGUCACCCUGGCUAUGCAAUAAAAUGCAAUUUCGUUAUGCGUCAAUGAGAGUUAUGUCCUUUUUCCCUGCCAUGUUUGCAAAAUUCAAAAUGCCCGAAGGCCUGGAAUUCUUUUCCCGGCAUCCGGCACAAUUUAGCUAAUUCGUGUUUCGGUCUACCCGGUCGUCUUUCUCCAGGCGCGCCCUCGUUUUGUUUGGGGGUAGGGUUAACUACUCCUCACCGUAAAAUAUGAUGCAGUUACUAAAACUACGGUGACAAUCACUUCUCUCGCGCCGUCCCCACCAUCUAAACGCCUUCAUGGAACAGGCUAUAUUAAAAAUAACUCUAGGACGGUGAUAUUAACAAGUUCAAGCGACUGGGUGAGACCAAUUUUUAUUUUUUGCAAACUUCAAUUUAAAGAAACUGACUACGCUUGUAAAGUUUUCAAGAAUGUCACGAUUUUCAUCAGUGUUUCGGGUAAAACUUUGAGGGUUUGGCAUAACAGAUGCAUGCUUGUGUGUGUGAUUACUGAACAGCUCUGAACAAAAAGGGUUAACGUGCAACGGUUUCUCUGGCCUGUAUCUCAUGGUAAGACUCUCAGCCUAGUCUCUGCUACUAACAAGGACGUUUCAUCUCUCAGUUGACUCUGAAGACUUAUGCGCCGAUCAAUUCCAAACUUUAACAUCCCAAAGCAACCCCCUUGGCAUUUGAACUUUUUAAGGCAUGCCUGGUCAGAUUCUUCUUUUCUCCUCAGCAGAGGCUCCCGCUGGGUAUCCCAUUGUCCCACGCGCACUUCCUUUUUAUCUCUCCCCAGCUUCCCUACGAUACAAAGAGGUCUUUGCGGAUGAGAGAGAAAUUAUCCUUACAAAUUACCCCAAGGUAGUGGUCAAAUGCCUCUCUCGAAGAGGAAAUGUUUUGCAAAUUAUAUGGUGUGUGGAUUAAUGAAAAGUAAAUGUUUCGGACGUCUUAAAGCAAGUCGGGCUUAUAUCUCCCAGUGAUAAUAUACUUUGUAUUAAAAAAGGAGGGAAAUUGGGGUCAUGGUAACAAAACUGGAUACAUGUAGCUUUUGAAGUCCUUGUCGAACAAGCCAUUCGUUUACAAAAGAUGUGUCUUAAACUUUAAAGUCUUCCAUCUAAAGAUCGCAUCUAUCGAACUACGUUGUUAGACGCCGGAUCUUAAAAAGAAUUUAACUUGAGGCUUGCGGUUCAAAUUCACCAUCCCCGGGCACAAGGGAUGGUCAAAUGCCCGGGGUUUGCCGGGGAAUGUUAAGGUUUUGAAUUGGUCGGCACAUACGAUUUCCAGCAACCAAUACGCGUGACAUCUGGAAUGUCAAAGAUCUAGCUUAAAACGGUCUCUAACGCUGGAUGAAGAAUUUAAUGAAGAGUUGUGGAGAGGAGGACAAGCCAUUGACGGGGUCACCGUUUCUACGGGCUGCGUUGACGGGGCCAAGUUUAAAACCUAAGGGUGCUUGAUCAUGGUGGAUCUAUUCCUAGCCAGCAAAAUCUUGUAUAGCAAAUUAAGAAAUGCAUAAAGUAAGCCUGACUACAGCGCUAUUGGAUUACAUUAGUCCCUUUUUCCAAAAAAGGAUAAAUUCAACCUCCCAGCUGUGGAGUCAGCCUUGCCUCUUCAUUUAUCAACUGAUUUAUUUGUCUGUCCACAACGACCACAACCAAUAUUGCGCACUAGGCAGUUGCUAUUAGAUCUAAGCUAGAUCUAGGUUUUGGAUGUCAUGGAACAUGGAACAACGUGUUGCCGAGCCUCUUCAUUAAUAGAUUUCUGUCAAAUUUUUGGUAUUUUUUUUUGCAGGACUGUGUUUUCACCAAAAACUUUUCUGAUACUGCCCUUCAUGUUUACUGGACGGGUGCACUAAGAAUUGCCAGCUGCAAUAACUGCUGCAAACGUUGGUACUUCACUUUCAAUGGCGCUGAAUGUUCUGCUCCUCUGCCCAUUGACGGAGUUGUCUACAUGGCGACGGGCGGUAAUAAAAAUCUCCAUCGCGUCCGCCAUAUUGAGGGACACUGUAAUAACAUCCAUAAAGGAAAGGUGCGCGUGGGAUUCUGGAUCGGCAACUGCGCUUCAUAUGGAAACGCUGAUGGCUACACAGGAUACAACUCAGUGUCCCGUAUAUUUGUUGAAGAAGUUCCUAAAGCUCAAGCUUAAAAGUGACUUUAGAUUAAAGUGACUCAUGAGAUCAUGAGUUAUUAUGAGUUCUUAUUCUACAGAAAGUAAAAAUGGAUAAAAGACUUUGAAAGAGAGUGAGUGGUUUCGACCCCUACGUGGUUGGGUAGUCUGUUGAUAUUUUUAUAAUAGUUUUAGACAGUAGUGCUUCAGAUUGUUAAAAACUAUAACUCAAAAGUCCGGGAUUUGAGCAUGAUCUAUUAACAUAUGAUUAAGACGUUUAUUAAAGUGUAUAACUAAAAAGGACCGUUUGCUGUUUGAGCUUAUUUAAUUAUUUCUUAUUCAAAGCAAUUCUUCUUAAGUUUUGAAAUAGCAGGGACCGCGGAGGGGGAGGGGCUGGUAGGGCCGCGGCCCCACCACCUUUUUGCGUCCCCGCCCCCACUUUUUGCGCUAAAGGAAAAAUAAUUAAAUUAAAAAAAAAAAAAAAGACUUGAAACAAGUUUUUUCCGUCCAUAUUCCGCUUUAAUUUCAAACGCCAGGCAUUUGAGGGGCUCCUGUGCUUUUCGCAGUAAUUGUUCCCUUGGGCCGACUUGCCCCUUGAUUAAACACCAUGCCUUGGCCACCUCUUCGCUUCGUUCGGCAGCGUGUUUUGUACUUCCAGCUUCGGCAGAGUUUUUUAUCAGUUUUAUCAGACGAAAUGAAGAGAAUUACUAGCUUUUUCAAGCCAAACGAAGGUGAGUAGUUGUUUUGAGUUGAUAAAAGUUUUAUAUUUUUUCUUUCUCCUUCCGAAUCAAUGAAAUAUUCGAUGGCAAGAAGAAUUACAUUACUUGAACAGUGAAGGGCCAUAGUUAGAAAUUUUUCAGAUCACGUCAGUGUAGUAUUUUCUAUACUAAAAUUGUAAUCCCGUCUUUUCUUUCAUUGAAUCUGAUUUGACCGUGUAUGUUGGUCGUUUAUUAGACUUAUCUGGGACUUCGUCAAAGUCUGUAAGCUGUGUAGAAAAGACGACAACUACUUGCAGUGAAAAUGAUGAGUUUGAGUUUGACCAGUAAACAUACAAAUACUAUGAUUUUAUUCCUUUUAUUCCUUUUUUCGAUUUUCAAUAUGAAAAAAAUAUUUCCAAUUGUCAGCCCUCCCACUUUUCACCUUGCUCCGCGGUCCCUGAAUAGAGAGGUUUAAUAACUGACCUGAAAGUAUAUGAUCAAACCUCAACAUUUCUCGCCAGUAGACUAAAAGCAGAGAAUUGACUUAGGUUGCUUUCGAAGUUUGAGGCAACUCUUAUAAGUUUAGUAAUCGCGGAGGGAACAUUUUAUUAUGUUUACUCUUGUGAUAGCUAAGGACAGCUAAUUGUAUGGCUGAGAGUUUUGGUUAAAAGCUCCCCAUUUCAGUACCAUUUAGCAACUGAAAAGUGCUCGCUAAUAAGUCGUCGUUCUUUUUUUUCGC
Molecule: messenger RNA, 6591 nt
Organism: Porites lobata
Lineage: Eukaryota; Metazoa; Cnidaria; Anthozoa; Scleractinia; Poritidae
Source: the annotation of a GenBank genome assembly